UUCUCCUUUCUUCUUCCACUCUUCUUGAGAUGAUUUCAUUAGUUUCACAGAAGAAGAGAAUAGGAGUAAACUAGAAGAAUCAAGGGAGAAAACAAAUUUUGGCUUAUUUUCGAAAGCCUAUGAAGUAGGAUGGCUUCUUCUUCUUCUUCUUCCACUACUUUUGCAGCGAGGGAGCAUGAUGUAUUCCUCAGUUUCUGUGGCGAGGACACCCGCUACACUUUUAUCAGCACUUUACAUGGAGUUUUCAAGCAGCGAAGUAUAAAUGUUUUUGUUGAUGAUGGACUUAAUAGAGGAGAGGAGAUUUCGCCAUCUCUUAUGAAUGCAAUUGAAGAAUCAACGAUUUCAGUUAUUACUUUCUCGAAUGGUUAUGCAUCUUCAAGAUGGUGUCUUGAUGAACUUGUGAACAUCAUGGAGUGCAAGGAAACGCAUAAACAGGCCGUAAUCCCAGUUUUCUAUCACAUAGAUCCAACCGAUGUAAGGAAUCAAACUGGAACUUUUGGGGAUGGAUUUGCUAAGCUUGUAGAAAGUUUUGAUGAGGAGAAGUUAGAGAAGCUACAAAUGACUGAAGAACAAUUUAAAGAUAAGGUGGAGAAAUGGAAGAAGGCUUUGACAAGCGCAGCUAAUCUAUCCGGCUGGACAUCAAAAGUUGAACCGUAAUUUUCUACUCUGUCUGAUUAUCCUCUUGUUAUGAAAGUUCUCGAAGAUAUUUUGAACAUCUUAAAGUUCAUGUCCCCAAGUAAUAGUGACAAGAAAUUGGUUGGAGUAGAACGAAUAAUUCGCGAAAUUGGAUCUUUAUUGAAAAUUUGGCGGGGAAAUGUUAUUAGUGUAGGAAUAUGGGGAAUGUCUGGUAUAGGCAAGACAACUAUUGCAAAAAGUGUAUUCAACAAAUUCAGGGGACGGUUUGAAGGUUCAUACUUUGCUGAAAAUAUUAGGAAAAAAAUCAGCAAGUCCUUAUGGACUAUGUCCAAUGCGACAAGAACUUUUUUCUACUAUAUUGAAGCAUCCUAUCAGCUUCACAAAAGGAAGGCUUAGUCAUAAAAGAGUUUUCAUUGUUUUUGAUGAUGUGACUACUAUAGAGCAAGUAGAAUCUUUAAUUGAUGAUAUUGAACAGCUGGGUUCAGGAAGUCGAAUUAUUAUAACAACAACAAACAAACAAGUGCUUCGAAAUUGUGGAGUGGAUGACAUUAAUAUAUACGAGAUGAAGGGGCUAUUUGGGAAUGAUGCUCUUCAACUUUUUAGUUGGUAUGCUUUUCGACAAAAUCGUCCCAAUAUAGAUUAUGAUGACUUGUCAAAUAGGGUAGUAAAAUAUACCAGAGGUGUUCCAUUAGCUAUUAAAGUGUUAGGUUGUUACUUUUUUGGCAAGUCGAAACAAGUUUGGGAAAGUGCAUUAAAAAAGUUCGAAAGAAUUCUUCAUGAGGAUAUUUACAAGGUGCUGAAAAUAAGUUAUGACGGACUAAAUGAUGUUGAGUAGUGCAUAUUUCUAGAUAUUGCAUGUUUCCUUGAGGGGGAGACUAAAGAUUUUGUGGUAAACUUUUCGGACGCUGAUGACGAGGAGGUUGAAAUUGCAUUAAUUGAUCUCACUGAUAAGUGUCUCAUAACUAUAUCAGAGGAUAACAAAAUAAUGGUGCAUGAUUUGCUUCAAGAAAUGGGUUGGGAAAUUGUCAGACAAGAAUCUACGAGAGAUCCUGGUAAACGUAACCGUUUAUGGUAUCAUGAAGAUAUCUAUAGAGUAUUGGAAGAAAAUGAGCUUCAUAAAUUGAAACAUAUCGAUCUCAGUUUCUCUAAAUAUCUAAGAAUUCAAGAUCUCUCGUUGGCCCCAAAUCUUGAAAAUUUGAUUUUAGAGAGUUGUACAAGUUUGUGUGAGAUUACCUCAUCCGUUGAUGGUCUCAAUUAUAAGCUCCUUAUCUUAAAUCUAAGGCAUUGUAAAAGCCUUGACAGUCUUCCGACAGACAUUCGUCUAGAAUCUGUUGAAAAAGUAAUCUUUUCUGGCUGUUCAAAUCUUAAGAAGUUUCCACAAAUCUCCUGGAAUAUGAAAGAAUUAUAUUUAGAUGAAACUGCAAUAGAGAAGUUGCCGUCGUCAAUAGAGAAUUUAUCCAGACUAGUUAUAUUGAAUCUUAAAGACUGCUCAAUGCUUGAGAGGGUUCCAAGCAACAUCUGCAAGUUAAGAUCUCUUGAACAUCUCAAUCUCUCAGGGUGUUCAAAACUUGGAGGUUUGCUUGAUAACUUGAGAAAUUUAACAGCUUCGAGGGUGCUUAAAGCGGUGAGGGUUGCCGCUACAAGAGAAGCACCGAUAUCCAUUCCAUAUUUGCGCCGUCUAGAAAAAUUAGAUCUGACCAACUGUUUUAUUAAGGAGUUACCGGACAAUCUUGGUCAGUUAUCCUCACUGCAAAGCUUACUUCUUGGCAGAAACUUCUUUGAGAGCAUUCCAAGUAUUGCAGCGCUUUAUAAGUUGUCUUAUCUUGACCUAAGCUAUUGCGAGAGGCUUCAAGUCCUACCAGAGCUUCCACGUAAUUUAAGAAAUAUAGAUGCAUACAAUUGCACAGCAUUGGGAGUAUCAUCAAGUUUUUCAAUUUUCUUCGAGAAUUUGAAUUUUUUUUACCACGGCGCAAGAAUUAACUUGAGCAAUUGCUUGAAUCUGGAUCAAGACGCCAUCAGUGAAUUUUUUAACGGUAUUCUACAGCUAGAAAAGCGUACUUUAAAGAUGUAUGGAAUUAUGCGAAACAACAACACUGGUUGUGUCUGUUUUCCUGGAUCGGAAAUCCCAGAGUUGUUUGUCUUUCAAAGGAAAGAAUCUUUUAUAACUCUGGAAAAACAAGAAAUUCUUGGCGAUAAUUCCUUGUCUUCUCUUCUCGUCUGUGUUGUUGUGGAGUUUCGAAACUAUCAUAAUGAAGGCCAAGGUUUGGUGGUUGUCUUUGAGUGCUUGCUCACAAGAGAAGAUGGUACAAUCGAUAUGUUCCGUGGAACUUUGAGGGGAUGGAACUAUGGUAAUGGACCUGACAAUGUGGACUCAGAACACGUAUUCCUGGGAUAUGAUUCUUAUUCUAACUUCUCUGAUUUGUACAAUAUUAAUCAUCACAAAUAUCGUAAGAUGACCAUCCGAUUUUAUGUUGAGAAUCUUACUAAGAGAUUAGGUUGUUGCAACGUGAAAAAGUGUGGAGUUUUGUGUCGAAACGAUCUCUUUUAAGUUUUAUCUAGACGUGGCAAAAUGGCCUGCUACCGCCCGGUCGAUCCAUACUCGUGGAAAAGAUAUAGUGUCCGGGUUUAUGGAUGUAAACCCUUUGUAAGACCCUUACCCGGUUCUGCCCAUUUAUUUUGCGGGCGGGUCUGGUAUACCUGCAGGUAGCCGUUAAAAUAAAAUUAAAAAACCCCUCCUGUCCUUUAAGUGCAAAACCAGACCUAAAUGCCUAAUCGAUUUUUAACUUCUCUCUCCACGACUCCACAGUCCACUCCACGGUCUCCACCUUCGAGUUCGAUACUUCAUGUUCCCCUUCUACCUUCGGUCACUGGUGUUUCUAGCUAACGACGUUUCCAUUCUGGCGGCACUGAUUCUAGCACUCUCCGUCACAACUCACAAGCGGCAGGUAAGCAAAAUCAUUCUCUUUCUAUCCUUCUUUUUAAUCUCAUAUUAUCCUCUUGUUCCGUAUGCAGUUAUUGCAGUAACUAGUUAACACCAUAAAUCUUCAUCUUUUUACAUGGAAAAGAUGGAUUUUUUCAUGUUCUAUAUCCUCUGCAUUUGAGUUUACAGAAAGUAAAUUUUCUUUUUUAAUUUCUCUGGCCGUUAACUUUUCUGUAUUUUCUUUAAGUAUUCAACUGGCUUGGUGUUUGGGUUUGUGAAGAAUGAAUAUUGAAUAUUGAAGAAUAAAAUGUGAUGUAAUUAGUAGGCAGUGGAGUUUGGAGAAGGUUGAGUUGUCUUGAAUUUUCAUUUUAUUUACGUUGGUGGUGGUGAGGCAUCAUUGGAUUCAUAACUUGGUGUUUGGUGUUAGUAAGUCAACCCAAAUUUAAUUCAGCUCUGUCUCUCUAUUUUUUUUAUUUCCUCAAUUGGUUUCUUUUGAGCUUCCUUAAUAUCCUGUUACUUUCUUUAAGUUUCAGUCUUUGUUGUAUCAUUUAAUUCAUUUCUCACUGUUAACUUUGUUUGAUUUUCGGUAAUUGGUCUCUAGUAUGUUUCAAUAUCUUAAGUUUGGCUUUUUUGAGUUGGGUUUCAAUAUCCUGCAACUUAAUUGCGGUUAUUGCCGGUUUAAGCAAUUUUUAAGAAUGCAUCUUUUCUUUUUUUCUUUUUUACUUUACAAAUUGGUUGAUUACUUAGGAUAAUCAUUUUGUGGCAUUUACUGGUUUGUGAAAUUUCACAGUUUUAAUUUACAGCCUGAAAUGUCAAGUUGUUGGCAAUAUUAGCAGUUUGUGGCUAGUGUCCUGCUAAACUUGUGUGCCUUUGUGUUUUAGUAUAAUUGGGCAUUAAGACUUAGUUAUCACUUGCUGGUUGAAAUUUAAGCUUAAUGUUUCUGACUUUCUAAUUUAUCUAAUUUAUCCCUGAUGCUGAUUUUGCGGAUUCCUUUUCAAAGUAUUAUAGUUAAUUUGUUGUUAGACUUUUACAGAUAGCUAGAGCUUUGCAUAUGUUGGUUAAAUCCACACUUAGAGAGACAAAGGUGCCAAGAAAAGGAGAAGCUAUUUGUUCUUAAUCAAUAAAUUAAUAUGCAAUAGGGAUUAAAAUAUUAGGGCUGAGGUGGGCUCCAUUUCUCUUUAGAUCAAUACUUUACCAUUAGAAUGUUGUAUGCAAGUAACUAGGCAGCAUUGUUUUAAAACCUGACCCGUUGUGAGACCCGGUAAAGUGACCGGGUCAUAGGUCGACCGGUUGGACUGUCAGCAAUAAUUUAGCAAAUUAAUCCCUGAAAUUUUAGUAUAUUACAAAAUACCCCUAAAAUUUUUAAGUUAUUCCCUAAAAUUUUUAUUUAUUUAAAAAUGCCCCAAAAAUUACCAAUCCCUAAACUUUUGAUAUAUCUCCAAAACACCCGUAAAUUAGUCCCUAUAAAUUUGAAAUAUUACAAAAACCCCCCUAAAACUUGAACUAGGCUGGAGAAGCUGUCGGGUCCCAAUCUGACUGGCCGGUCCGGUUUGGGUUUUAAAACAGUCCUAGGCAGUAAUUAUAUAUUAGGAAUACAUUAACGUCAUGUGAAGAGGGUCCUUUAUGUUGCUAAAACUCUUGAUCCUUUUGAGAGUCAUUUUUAUUUUAGCCACAAAAUUGUGUUAAACGCCUUUUCUAACCUUAUUAUUUAAUUAAUUUUGUAUCAAAUUAUUGUAGCGUAAUUAUCAUCCCACAAGGUCAUUAAUUUAAAUUACAUUGUUGAUUGAUCAUUUUAUGUUUUAGAAUCUCGUAUCUUGAAGGAAAUAUAUGUAUUUAUAUGAUACCAAACUUACAUGAUUAGAAAAAACACAUUUUCAUUAUUAAAAUCAACUUCAACUUUUGUUGUAAAUGUAAGUCACUAAUUUUUGGCAUCCCAUCAUAACAAAAUCAUUGGCGUUGAUACUCUUUUUAAGAUUAGGAUAAAUUAAUGUAAUUAAUCUGUUCAGGACUAAACCAUAAUAUUUUAUAUGUUUUAUUAU
Pistacia vera is the source of this 5595-nucleotide messenger RNA. Its product is annotated as disease resistance-like protein DSC1. The transcript has 4 exons. Gene Ontology annotation, molecular function: protein binding. NCBI's taxonomy places the organism in Eukaryota, Viridiplantae, Streptophyta, Magnoliopsida, Sapindales, Anacardiaceae. Bases 1622 to 3184 code for a protein of 520 amino acids. The record is from RefSeq and is a predicted model, not a curated record.